This is a messenger RNA of Psylliodes chrysocephalus, 1379 nucleotides long. The record is from the annotation of a GenBank genome assembly. Lineage: Eukaryota; Metazoa; Arthropoda; Insecta; Coleoptera; Chrysomelidae.
AACUUUAAAACUCCCGCCAUAUCAUUAGCCGAUAUUUAUAUUACGUCCGCUAGGCAAUCUAGUAUUGGAAAAUAAUAUAGGUGUUACGCCCAAUAUUUUAAUAUUUUAAUUGGUAGGAGGGUUCAUGAUUGGAACUUAAAUUAUCUAAUUAUUUUUGUGGUUUAAUCUUAGAGCAAGGGUUUAAUUUCAACACGACAUCCUUCAAAGUUGACAUUUUUAAUAAUCAUUAGAAAAUUCAAAAUCAUAUUACAUAAUGUUCCCAUCCAUCACCUCCCAAUUAAUAUAAGAUAGAAUGAUGUAACAAUAAAGAAGUAAAAAAAUUCAAAAUCAUCAAAAUUAUUGUAAAAUACUUCAGUCAUGUCCAAAUGUAGAGGAAAAUGCACGGCAGGGGUUCCUUCGCGGUCAAUGUUACCAAGACAAAGACCCAGAACUGCAGGAAGUGGUAUACCUCAAUAUUCCCAAACAAGAAUCGCUAGACCAGCUUUGAUGCCCCCUCCGCAAGCAUCUCGGCCACGUUCUGCACUACCUGUAGCCAGACGUCCUCCACAAGGAGCACCUCGAGGUUUACCCGUACAAAGACGCCCAGCAUCGAAUAUACCCGUUCCAUUUUCUAGAGGGGCAGGUGCCUCUUCUAGAAUUCCCUGUCCUCGUAGAAUAGGAAUUGCACAACCUUCUGUUACCAUAAAUGCUGCGAGAUCUAGAGGAAACGAUAUAAAUAUAAAUAUUCGUUUAUCGAUUGAACCCCCAGAUGAAGAGUUAGAGGAGUUUGAGAGAUUAGAAAGAGAAAUGGAAGAAUUGGAGGAAUUCGAGAGAAUGGAAAGACAAUGUGAAUUAGAAUGUUCUAAUUCAGCUCAAGUUUACGAUGCUGUUCCAGUAACACCAGCAGCUCAAAGAGGUCGUUAUGGUAGGGCGCAUUUACCACUAAUUGCUGGUCGCAGAGAACUCGGUACAGGUACAGCACGAGCUACACGUCGUCAUAAUCAAAUGUUUGACACUAUGGCAGCAUCAGCAGCUGGUGCUGAUAUAGCCGCUUACUCACCACCACCUUUCGAAAGCCCGCCAGAUUUAAGCAUGGGCUCCGCUUGGGAAAGAGUGGGACAAGCAGGUUCAAUGCUAAUGGAUGAAAGCAUGAUGGAUAACACUUUCGACAGAGCAAUGCUUGAAGAUACUUUUGACAACCAAGCAGCUUGGAAUCAAUUGACGCAAGACGCAAGUGGAUACGAUUUAGGAAACGUUUCGUUUAACUAUGAAAGUCCAGGAUGUUGUUGAACAUUUAAAUAACAAGGAUGUAUCGUUUAGGGUCUUAUUCGAAAAGAGGUUUGUAAUAUAAAAAUGCGUGUAAGUAGUCAAAAUUAAUAAAAACUAUUUGCAAUAACUUU